AUGAGAGUCUUUCUAAGCUUUGCUGUUCCAUUCCUCGUUUUCGUGUUGGGCGAAUGCUCAAAGCAAGUCGUUUUUCAAAUAAAUAAGCAAAAAUACUUGGCGAAUCAUGUCUUCGAAACAAAACAAGCAGAGUUCGAGUUUGAAUGUGGUUUGCUUUGCGCUCGGCACGAAUCAUGUGCGUCAAUCAACUACAAAACCUCUGGUGAAGAUAAAGGUCGCUGUGAACUCAAUAACAAAACAGUUAAGGCAAGAACCGAUUAUGAUGAAGAAACAAACCACGAAUUCAACCAUCUUGUGAUAAUCAAACACGCAAAGAUUGAUGAGGAAAAGAGAAAACGUGAGAUUUUGAAUUCAGCUACCAGCUGCGCCUAUCUUUACAACGAAGGAAUAAGACAAGAUGGUGUUUACACUAUCAAUCCGGACGGCCAGGGAUCGUUUCAAGUCAGAUGUGAUAUGAGCACAGACGGAGGUGGCUGGACCAUGUUCCAAAGAAGAAAAGAUGGAAGUCAAGAUUUUUACCUUGGAUGGUCAGACUAUAAAGCAGGCUUUGGUAAUUUGAGCGGCGAGUUCUGGUUGGGCCUUGAUAAAAUACAUCGUUUGACGAAAUCUGGCCAAAACGUUCUAAGAGUUGAUUUGAUGGAUUUCAAUGGCACUAAACGUUACGCUAAAUAUGGAAAGUUUUGUGUGGCUGAUGAUUCAGACAAAUACAGAUUGAAUAUUAGCCAUUAUUCAGGAACCGCAAGUGAUUCCCUUCUUUGGCACAACGGAAUGAAGUUCAGUACCAACGAUAGCGACAAUGAUGUUCGACCAGAUAAGAAUUUUGCUUCGAUGUUCAAAGGUGCUUGGUGGUACAAUAACGGUCAUCAAUCCAACCUCAAUGGCCUGUACCUGGGUGCAGGUGAGACAUAUAACAGUGGGAUAAAAUGGAACAAGUGGCAUAAUCGUUCAAUGAAAAUGACGGAGAUGAAGAUUCGUCCAAGUCAGUUUUAAUGUAUUCCUGCACCACCAUUACGAACAAACAUUACUUUGUUUUGGAUGUUUUC
Molecule: messenger RNA, 1043 nt
Organism: Dendronephthya gigantea
Lineage: Eukaryota; Metazoa; Cnidaria; Anthozoa; Malacalcyonacea; Nephtheidae
Product: ficolin-1-like
Exons: 4
Coding region: 1-990 (329 amino acids)
Source: RefSeq, a predicted model, not a curated record